AUGCAGUCUGCGGUGGGUGCGUGUCCGCGCAGCCGGCACCGUGUGCGGCGCAGGGCCAUUGCGGCUGUGCGUGUGGCGCUGCUUGUGGUGUUGGUGCUGGUUGCGGCGGCAUGGAUGCCCGCGGUGCAUGCGGUGGUGUUGCGACUGCGGGGCGGCACGGUGGACAGAGCCAUCACGGUUGGCCGCGCCGUGGACACGCUGCUGAUGGACGGCGUGUACAUCACGAACGGCGUGGCUGUGGUGUUCGACGUUGCGGCGAUGCUUCCCGGUGCGCUGCGCAUCGAAUUGAGGAACUGCGUGUGCGACGGCGGCGCGCAGCUCUACGUGCGGGGCUACAGCGGCGAGCCGGCGACUGACCGGAGCCUGGAGGUGAGCGUGAGCGGGCUGUCUGGGAGCUACUGCUCGCUUGUGUUUGUGGACAACCUGCCGGCACACACGAACGUGACGGUCCGUGACUCGACGAUUGUGACGCCGGGGCCGAUGCGCUACUCGCAGCUGAGCGGGCUGACGGACGCGGUAGCGUCGCCGCUUGUGCUGCACGCGACGUCGCUGUUGCAGACGCAGCUGCGUGUGAGCAACACUGUGCUGAGGUCGUCGCAGGCGGGCGGGUCGGCGCUGUACGUUGGCGGCGGUGUGGACCUGCUGUCGAGCGCGGUGGUGCUUGACGGCGUGUCGCUGGAGGCGUCGGGCGGUCCGACCGCUUCCGCGAUGCAUGUGGCGUCCUCGUCGCGUGUUAGUUUGCGGAGCCACUCGGUGUUCUCCGUGACGAACGUGUCGGUUGUGAGCAGCGGCGGCGGCAUUGUGCUUGGAGAGCGCCUUGCGGUGCUUGAUUCGGUGCUGCGCUUCGUGCGCGUCGAGGGGUCUGUUGCGUCGUCGCUGGUGCGCUGCGACGGUGGGACGAUCGGUGUCGGCGGGUGGCUGGACCUGCGCGACGUGUGGGCGGUGGACGAGGCGUCGUCGGUGGCGUCGCUGUCGGGGGUGACGCUGAGCGGCGGCACCGUGUCGAUUGCGCGCUGCGCUGCCACCGGCGCGACGCUUGUCUCCGGGCUGACGAUCACGAGCGGCGUCGUGUCGGUGCAGUGCAACCGUGCUGGCGGCCGGGUGCUGCAGAGCAGCGGCGACUACCGCAUGGCCGGCCUGCCCUCCGUGAGCGUGGUGCCGUGCGACGGCUGUGCGGCUGCGCUGGCGUGCUUCGAUGCGCUGACUGCUUCGUUCUCCGACUGCGUGUGCGGCUGCCGUGCCGGCGGCGUGGGCGAGGCGUGCCUGCCGUUCGACGUGCCGCCUGCGAGGGCCAGUGGCGGUGCGGGAGACUGCGUGAGUGGCGUGACGCUGACGGAGUCCGUGACGGUUGACGGCGGGCGGGCGACGGCGUGCUUCGACUCGGUGGUUUUCAGCGGACCGAUCACUGUGACGGUGGACCUGCGCUUGAUGGAUACGUUUGCUGACGCGCUGAACGUGACGCUGUGCGACUGCGUGCUUGCGGGCGGUGCGCAGCUGCGGAUUGGCGGCCUCAGCGAGAGCACGGCGCGCCUGAUGCCGCACGCUUUCGUCAACAUGACGAACGUGACUUCACUGGAGGGCACGAUUGUGCUGCAUGGCGCGAUGCCGCUGCACUCGAGUGUGCUGCUGGCGAACUCAACGCUGCGCGCGACGGUUGGCGGGUCGCAGUACGUGCCGACGACCCGUGGCCAUGCGGGAUCCCGGCACGGCCCCGCGCUUGUCCUGGACGGUGUCCGGCUUCUGUCGACGUGUUUUGUCAUGACGCGGUCGACGCUGGUAUGUGGCGGGGGUUCGUGCGCUGCGAUCCUCGUGGAGCGCGGCCUUGGCGUGAACCUGUCCAGCGUCUUCUACAUGGACAACUGCGUUAUUAGGUCGCGGACGCACGUGAUGUACGCUCUUGCGUCGUACCUGCGUGUUGGUAGCGGCUCCGUGUUCUCCAUACAGAACAGCUCGUGGAUUGCGCCGAGCACCGAAUACGACAAAGGCGCGUGUGUGUUCAAGGAUGUUGUUGUGGAUGGCGGCAGCGUGAUGCAGAUUGUGUCCAGCACUUUCCUUCUCGGCUUCGCCAUGCUGAUGGCAGCCGCGUUGACCGUGACUGACGGCAGCUGGCUGGUGCACCGCAACAACGAGUUCCGCACCGCCUACGUUGUGUACGUGGCUGCCCACUACAGCGUGGCGUUCCGCGAUCAGAGUGUGUGGUCGAUACUUGACAACAACUUCACCUAUGGCUCGUACUCGACCUUUACCUGUAUGACAACCAAGUGGUCACCACCAUCCGACACGCGCCCGACCAUCUACGGUGUGUGCAACGAGGCAAUGGGCUCUCCUGUGACGGAUUACCAAGACGACCUCAAUAUUUGGACGCCCGUGACGGUGUUGGACUGUGGGGUGUGCACCGUGGACGCCGUGUGCUUUGCAGCGAGGACGAGCAGCAUCAGCGGCUGUGAGUGUGUGUGCGCUGCUGGCGGCUACGGUGACACGUGUCUGCCGGCUGCGGUUCCGGACGGUCUUGGGCCGCUUCCGCUCCCCAAUGCGAAGGACACGGAGGUCCGCUGCGUGCACGGUGGCAGCAUCAGCUCCGUGUACGUUCCUGAUCCCGGUGUGCGUGGUCUGUGCUUCGUCAACGUGACCUUUACCGCCGCGAUUGUGCUGGACCUGUCGUAUUUUGACGCGCCACAGCAUACACUGAACAUCACGCUGCUGCAGUGCGUCCUCGUGGGCCUGUUGAUCAGGGGGAGUGGUGCGCGUGUGCACGUGGACGUGACUUCUUCGAUGCUGGAUUCUGGUGAGUUGGUGUUUCAGGGUGAUUUUGGCGCGAGCUCCCAGAUACUGGUGGUGGGCUGUACGCUUGUGACGACGUCGAGCCACGCCAUUUCCUUUGUGAAGUUUACUCUCAGUGCGAAUAUGACGCUGCUGCUACUUGACAACUACAUUGAGGCGGAUAGGUACGCAGUCUAUUUUUUCAAUGGUGUUGUUGAUGGUGGCGGGAUCAUUGUGAAGGGAAAUACGCUGAGGACAACGGAGGACGAUGACAGUGUGGAAUCAUCUGUUUGCGUUAAUGCCGUUGGAGUGAAGAACGGCGGCUACUUUGACGUGGAGAACAACACGAUGAGCUCGGUCAAUGGCGUUAUUCUUUUUGGGGAUACUACUGUGAGCUCCGCGGGGCUGCUGCGAGUGGCGGACUGCACCUUCGCUGGCGGGACUGAAUUUUUUGAUCCCGCGCUGGUGUAUUUGUCUGGCUCGGUGACCCUCGAGGGAGGUGCGCAGUGGCGUGUGGAGGGCAACAGCGUAGGUGCAGCCUCAGUAUUAAUUAUUCCGCAUUCCUUGCAAAAAAUUAGGUUAUCGGGCAGCGGCACCACCGUGGCGCUUGCAUAUAACCGUCAGGUGGACAAUAGUUAUCCCUUCGCUGAUUUUUCUCCGCCAGACACGAUUGUUGAGUUACCCGCGCGGUUUGUCGUUGGGUGCAACCUGCAGGGCGAUGAGGAGGUGUUGUACGACGAUGUGUUUCCGGAGAAGGUGGAAGUCUUCAGGUGUGGCACAUGCAACGAAGAUGCGGCGUGCUACAUGCCUGGGACGGAGUUGGUGGACCGCAGCUUGUGCUCGUGCAGCUGCAAGGACGGAUGGCAUGGCGCGUCGUGUCUUCCCUUCGAGGUGCCCGACGCGGUUGUGCCGCCCGUGGCGGAGAGAGCCGUCGACGGCGACACGAGCUGCAUGGUGAACCAGACGCUGACGAACGUUACGCUGAACAUGUGGAAGACGCACCACUGCUACGUGUGCGUGACAUUCAGCGGCGUGGGUGCUGUACCGAAGUUUUUCCUCAACAGUAUGCCGCUGCACCUCCCCAUCAACAUUACGCUCACUGGGUGCACAUUUCGUGAGGGUGCCGCGCUGCAGUUUUUUGGGGGUGCUGAGGCGACCGAGUCAUCUGGCGUCCUGAUCCGCGUGAGCCAGACGGUGAUGCGUUCCUCCACCGUUGCUUUUGUACGUGCCCUCCCGCAGCACUGCGACAUCGCCGUCACGGAGGUUGACGCGGUGCAGACCUUCGCGGUUGAACUGCCGGACACUAGGAUGAACACGUUGAGCGUCGUGAUGCUGAAGGACGUCGUGUUGAGUGCGUCGACACUGUUGAUCAGCAACAUCAAGGCGCAUGCGACGAGGCGUGAUGCGUUCGUUGUGUACUCGACAGGGACGCUGACGCUGGUGGGUGGCAGCUCGCUGUUCGCGCGUUACUGCAGCUUUGAUGGAUACAAAUACCUGUUCUACGUGUACAGUCUCAGUGUCCGCAAUCACUCUGUUUUUGCGCUUCUCAACAAUACGAUGUUCUCCGGGGUAAGCCUGCUUUAUCAGCGACAAGUAUUCAACGUGUCGGAUCACAGCGUGUUGCGCGUGGUGGGGAACAGCGGCUCAGCUCGCUACGCCAUCUAUAACAAUGACAUGUGGACUGUUCAGCGGUCAAGCUGGCUGGAUUGGCGCGACAACGAAGUGGAGGUGGGUGCGAUGUUCUACGACACUGUGUCCGCUUUUGGGAGCAUUGACGGCAGCAGUGUGGUGACGCUGACGGGCUGCAAGAUGGGCUCGACGGGGUUGUCGGUGUCCCUGUUAUCUCGGGCUGACGCCGGCUACCGGUUUGUUGCUGGGUGUCUGACGGUCGCGGGACGUGUGGUGACGACGGCGGCUGAACUGGAGCUCCACGGCAUCACCAACGUGACGACGGUUACCGCGUGCGGGGAGUGCACGAAGGAGGGCGACUGCUUUGCUCCGCUGACGACGGCGGUCAGCGACUGCAAGUGCCGGUGCGCUGCUGGAGGGCACGGCGAUGUGUGCGUCCCGGCGCCUGUGCCUGCUGGCCCGCCACCGCCCACGCCACUGCCACCAACACCCACGCCGCCACCGCCGCCGAUUGGCGAGUGCAUCAGCGACAUGGUAUACCCCGAGGCUGCGCAGGCAGUGGGUAGUGGGCUGUCGUGGCUGUGCUACCGCAACGUGACGUUCAGCGGGGGCGGCAUGAGCCUGACGGUGCUGAUUGGGGCGAUGACGGGCGACAUGGCGAAUGUCAGGUUCGAUGGAUGCACGUGGAGGGACGGCGCCGUGCUGCUGCUGUUGGGCAACGCGCACGCCGCUGUGGGGUCUCUGAACAUCGUCGUCACCGGCAACACAUUUAGUGACGCACUGCUCAGCCCGGAGGGUGUGUUUCCACCGCACACGAACAUCACGAUCAGCGGGAACCGCUUCACGGUCACGAGGCUGAUCUCUCGGUCGGGUUUGGGCAUUAGGAGGCCGUCGUGUGUUGCGAUGAAUGGACUGGCGAUCAGCAAAGAUUCCGCGGUGGUGCUGAGUGGCAAUGUGUUUCAGAGCGUGACGGCAUCGGCAAGCGCCGUUUACGUUGUCGGAUCUCCGCUGAGGGUGUCGUGGCACUCCGUGUUUGCGGUGGUGGGCAACACGUUUCAUAUGGCUGGCGGUGACAGUACGCUGAUAAAUAUUGAAGGGUCUGGCCAAUUUUCAUCGCUGAAGGUGCUGAACAACUCUGCCGUGGUGAUCCGAGGCAACGUUGUGGCGAGGCCGGUGAGGCACUUUUUGUUAGUAAUUUUGGCGUUACGUGUGGAGUCUCGGUCAGCGGUUGUGUUUCAGGGCAACGACAUGAAGAGAAGCUCGGUUGUAUUUUUUUCAAGCUACUCUUCCUACAUCUACUACAACUCCUGGCUGCAGCUGAGCGGCAACCUCUGCCGUGAAUCCCCAUCGGAUGCCUUCCUCUUUCUGAACCCCACGGUGAAUCUCCGCAACUCCGCGGUGUCUGUGUCCGGCAACCAAUUCAUGUCCAGCACUGGCGCGCCAACAGUGCUGCGGAUACCCAAAAGGUCCCGCGAUCUCACAAACGGAGCGAUUGUGGCUGCGUGCAACACCGUGAACGGCGGGGAGGCGUACUACAGCAUCCCGUCUGUGUACAAUGCCACCAUCCUGACCUGCAGCGACCCAUGCGCUCUCGUGGCAUCGUGCUUCCCCGCGUACACGACGACUGCCUCGAGUGAUGGCUGCGCCUGCGCAUGCGCUGAGGGCGGCCACGGCGAUGCGUGCCUGCCCGUCGCUGUCCCCGAGCCACCGAGCAACGACGGCGCCGACUUGUGCUUGCGGGACGUGCGUGUGUAUGUGGAGGUGAAUGCCGGUGUCGGGACGUCGGUGUUGUGCCACGUUGGUGUGACCUUUGCGGCGGACGUCGUGGUGGACGUGGAGUUGAUGUCAGGGAGCGUGCGCAACGUGACGCUGGCGAACUGCACGUUUGUGGACGGAGCGAGCCUGUACGUUGUUGGGUGGCGAUCCGACCUGUCUGCUGGCGAGCGCGCCGAUGUGUUGAUCAGCGGGCUUGAGUCGCGCUCCGGCGGCGGUGUGGUGGUGUCGAACCGAUUUCCGCCGGGCUCGCGCGUCACUGUGGUGGACUCGGUGCUGAUUGCAGAGAGGCGUGUUGCGUACCGCGGUACCUACGGCCUUGGCGACGCGUCCGCGUGCCUUGUGCUGCACAACGUGAAUCUGACGGGGAGCGUGCUGAAUAUCGCGCGCACGCAUGUGGUGGCGGUGUUCCGCGACGCUGUUGGCGUGCUGGUGGUUGGCGGCGUGGUGCUGUCGUCGCGCGGUGCACUGUACGUGGACGGGCUGUCGGUGCAGACGGCGCUGGGGCUGUGCGUGUCGGUGGAGGGCGGUGUUGCUGCCAGUGGCGGCUCCGUGGUGGCGUUUGUUGACAACGACUUCCUGCUGUGCAAGCACGCGGUGUCUGUGCGUGGGGCUGUGAGCGUGUCGGGCUCCGCUGUGGCGCUUGUGCGGAGCGACUUUUUGACGACGGAGGACUACGCGGUGGCGUUUUAUUCGACGGUGAGCCUGGCUGGCGGGUCGAUGCUGCUGGCGAAGGGCAACGUGCACGACGGCGUUUCGAGGGAGAUGCUCUACGCCGCUGGCGCUGUGACCGCUGCUGGGAGCACUCUGAGCUUUGUGCGCAACCGAGCGCUGCUGCCGCGGAUGCUGUCGGUAAGCCUGUCGCUCUCGGCUGGGGCGCAUUUGAAAGUCGCGUGCAACGACGCUGGUGGCCGUGUCCUGUCGACGGUGGAGGAGUACGCAGCGGCUGGUUUUGGCGACGCUGGGAGCAUCGACGUUGUUGGGUGCGACACCUGCGACAGGGACACGCACUGCUACGCGCCCGGGACGGCGUCGGCGAGCAUGAGGAACGGUGUGUGCGUGUGCGAUUGCGGCAGCGGCGGAUACGGCGAGGCGUGCGUGCCUGUGGGUGCUCCCGCGCUGCCGCCCGCUGUGGGCACUGCGUCGAGUGUGUUUGUCCGCGAGGGCGUGACGGUGCGGUCGGUGUUCGUUGUGCCUGCCGGCGCGAGCGAGGUAACGCUGCGCCACGUUGUGCUGGACGGCGUGAGUCCGGUGCUCUACGUGCCGUGGAUGGCGCGGGACGGCGUGCGGAUUGUUGUGCAGAAUGUGUCGCUGCUAAACGGCGCCGUGCUGUACGUGAUGGGCGGUGGAGCGUUGCGCGGUGCGGGUGCGGCGGGGAGCGACGAGAGCGGGCCGGUGGAGCUGUCGGUGUGCGAUGUGGAGGCGCUGAACGGUGCGCUUGUGCUGACCGGCACGUUCCCCGCGGGGUCUGUGCUGACGGUGACCGACUCCCUGCUGGUUGCCGCGAGGCCGACGCCGCUUGUGUAUCUUCCCGGCUCGCAGUCCUCGCCGUACGCACCGGUGCUGGUGCUGUCGGGCCUGCGGCUCGUGCGGUCCGUGCUGGUUGUGUCUGGCGUGGCCCUCGUGACCGUGAUGACUGGUGGGCGGACGGUGGUGGUGGAUGGCUCAGUGCUGGAGCUUUCGGUGGCGGUGUCGCGCUGGACACGGCUGUGUUCGGUGGCGAAUAUGCGUUGUACGCGAGUGCGCGCGUGGUUGCGUCGGGGGGCGCUGUGCUGCGCGUGUCGGGGAGCCAGGUGUACGCCGCGCAUGGGUUGGU
Trypanosoma cruzi is the source of this 7978-nucleotide messenger RNA. Its product is annotated as dispersed gene family protein 1 (DGF-1), putative. The transcript has a single exon. The annotation marks the transcript as partial. The record is from RefSeq and is a predicted model, not a curated record. Lineage: Eukaryota; Euglenozoa; Kinetoplastea; Trypanosomatida; Trypanosomatidae. Gene Ontology annotation, molecular function: Notch binding.